Messenger RNA from Scheffersomyces amazonensis, 547 nucleotides. RefSeq names its product Ran GTPase-binding protein (gene NTF2). Gene Ontology annotation, molecular function: nuclear import signal receptor activity. Gene Ontology annotation, cellular component: nuclear pore central transport channel. Lineage: Eukaryota; Fungi; Ascomycota; Pichiomycetes; Serinales; Debaryomycetaceae. Gene Ontology annotation, biological process: protein import into nucleus. The record is from RefSeq and is a predicted model, not a curated record. The transcript has 2 exons. The coding region runs from base 47 to 421 and encodes 124 amino acids.
AGAUCGCUUAAUUAGUGACAAAUAAACAAGAAACAACUCAUUCAUAAUGUCUGUCGAUUUCAACACCGUUGCUAAGGAAUUCUGUAACUUCUAUUAUCAGCAAUUCGAUUCUGAUAGAUCCCAAUUGGGAAACUUAUAUAGAGAUCAAUCUAUGUUAACAUUUGAAACUUCUCAAUUACAAGGUGCUAAAAGUAUUGUUGAAAAAUUGGUUGAAUUACCAUUCCAAAAAGUUGCUCAUAGAAUUUCAACUUUAGAUGCUCAACCAGGUUCACCAAGUGGUGAUAUUUUAGUCAUGGUUACUGGAGAAUUAUUGAUUGAUGAUGAACAAAAUCCUCAACGUUAUUCUCAAGUAUUCCACUUAAUUCCAGAUGGUAAUUCUUACUAUGUGUUUAAUGAUAUUUUUAGAUUAAACUACUCUUAGAUAUUAAAUAUACUUAGCUUAACUACAGAGAUUUAUAGUAUUUAAAUAUUCUAUCAGUUUAUCUCACUAAUUUAUAAUGCUCACAGCGCUUAAUAUAUAUAUAUAUAUACAUAUAUACACAAGUAC